This is a messenger RNA of Guillardia theta CCMP2712, 543 nucleotides long. RefSeq lists its product as hypothetical. Lineage: Eukaryota; Cryptophyceae; Pyrenomonadales; Geminigeraceae. The transcript has 3 exons. Gene Ontology annotation, cellular component: phosphatidylinositol 3-kinase complex, class III, type I; phosphatidylinositol 3-kinase complex, class III, type II; phagophore assembly site. The coding region runs from base 1 to 543 and encodes 180 amino acids. Gene Ontology annotation, biological process: cellular response to nitrogen starvation; autophagosome assembly; autophagy. The record is from RefSeq and is a predicted model, not a curated record.
AUGCUGAACAAGACCAACGUGAUCAACGAUGCGUUCCACAUCUCCCACAACGACGUGUACGGAACUAUCAACGGCUUCCGGCUGGGCUCGAUUCAGACGCAGCCAGUGGAGUGGGACGAGAUCAACGCAGCAUGGGGGCAGACGACGCUCCUGCUGCAGACGCUUGCGAGCAACUGGGACUUCACCUUCCCUCACUUCCGCCUCGUUCCCAUGGGCAGUUUCUCCCGCAUUAUCAAGAGAGAUGACGAGAAAUGCGUCUACGACCUGUUCUGCGCCUCUGACAUCGGCCUGUCUCGAAUCUUCGGGUUCGGCAGCUUCGACAAGGGAAUGGCGGCGUUUCUCGAGUGUGUCAGAGCGCUGCAGGAGCAUGUCAAGAGCAUCGACCCGACUUUCUCUCCUCCCUACCGCAUCGUCGAGCACAAGAUCGAAGAGCUCAGCGUAAAGUUGCAGUUCAACACCUACGACAAGUGGACGAAGGCGCUCAAGUACAUGUUGACCAACAUCAAGUGGCUCGUGGCGUCGUCUCUCUCCCGGCGAUCUUGA